AUUGUGAUCAGAGAUCUGGGGUUAGCAAACUACUUGUCUUUUUGAAACACUUAUUUAAUUAAAAAAAAAAAAAAAAUCAGCACAUAUUUUAGGAAAUCUGUGUGUGCAUUUGCAUUUAGAUAACUUUUUUCUUUUUUUUUUUUUUUUUUUUUAGGUUAUUUCAUCUUGCCACACAAUAAAAAGAAGGAUAAUGGAUUCCAACAUGUCAAUAUAUUCAACUGUUCUUACUUUGGAAUCACUGGACAUAUCACCAUCUAACAUUUUACCAGUGUUCAUGUUUGGAGCCCUUACAUAUUGUGCUAUUUUGUUUUUCAAUAUGACAUUACUGCUAACAAUUGCUCUGAACCAAAAACUUCAUAAACCUAUGUACAUACUGUUGUUUCACAUGCCAAUCAAUGACAUUGUAGGUGCCUCUGCCUUUUUUCCUCAGAUGAUUUCUAGUAUACUGUCACAGAAUAGAUCAAUCACUUAUUCUGCAUGUUAUGUGCAAGCCUUCUUGGUACAUUUGUAUGGGUCUGGAACCCUUCUGAUACUGACUGCUAUGGCAUAUGACAGGUAUAUUGCAAUUUGUUACCCAUUGAAAUAUAACACCAUGAUGUCCCCAAAUAACUUGUUAAAGAUAAUCCUUACAAUAUGGUCCCUAGAUUUUACAAUGAUUGGUUUACUACUUGCACUGAGCUACCGUCAAGAGAUUUGUAACACAAGAAUAGUAGACACUUUCUGUAAUAAUCCAAGUUUGAUGAAGCUAAUUUGUGGGGACAUAAGGUUGAAUAACUAUUAUGGACUGUUUAUCACUGUUUUUCUCCAAGGACUAUCAGUGUUCAUAGUGUUAUUCACAUACAUCCAAAUCCUAAUCACCUGUAUCUCUAAAAGACAAACUGAUGCGAAAAGCAAAGCAAUUCAGACAUGUGGUACACACCUAGUUGUUUUUUUAUGUGUAGAGUUCAAUGCACUCUUUGCCUUAAUUUCACACAGGUUUGAGAAUGUAUCCCAGUACUUAAGAAGGGCCUUUGGUAUGUCUGUAAUGAUAUUUCCUCCUUUUCUUAAUCCUUUAAUAUAUGGAUUGAAAACAAAGGAAAUUCGACAGAACAUUACUGUCUUCUUCCAUAAAAAGAUCUUUCAGUCAUAACAAAAAAUCAUUAUUUAGUGUGAUGUUUAAUACUGCAAUGCAAUAUUUAUAUGUAAUUUAAUAUUUAUAAGUAUUUAUUUAUUUAUUAACCACACUAUUAAGAAUAAAGGUGCCAGAAAAGGUCUUUAGAGCAAUGCUUUAAGAGAAAAACAAAUAAUACAAAAACAUUUUUGUUUCUCUAAAGAAUCUUUCAGUCCAUGGUUUGUUAACCAUUUGUCUUGUUAUUACAAUGAAGCUACAAUGAAUAGUCAUUUUUCAUAACAAAGGUCUUUCUUUAUAUUGGUUAUAUUUAUAGUUUUCUGUGGCACCAUAACUGGAUAAAGAUCAAUAAAUAAAAAUGUUGUUUAGCAUUAGCAAAACAUUACAGCAUAAUAUUGUAUUGUAUUGCUUUUCUUUCUUUCUUUUGAUUCUGUUUUGCUGGCAUCGUUUGGGUCCACUUAACCUCUUAGAGGGAAGAUUUGCUGCAAAUUAAUACAAGGUUUUUCUUCAUCAUCAUUGUUAUCGUAUGAUGAAACAUUUCUAUCUUGACCAGCUCUUGGUGGCUCAUCCCCUGACCAUGACACUUUUUUUUCUCCACCUUAAUUUGUCAUCCAUCUGUACAAGCACAUGAUCCAGAGAGAGUGAAUGCCAUGCUCAAGGGCACAAAAGUGGGAGCUUGCUGUUGCUGGGAUUUUAACUUACCACAUUUUGAUCAGUAUGCCAGAACCAGAACUGUUUUUCUACACAACCAUUACAAUUUUUACUUGUCUCAAUAAACCUGCCUGCUCUUUGAAAAGUGUGCUGAAAAUCAAAAAUUAUGAAGUGAUGAAAUUGUACUUUGUUCAGGUUAAGUUGUCAGAAACACAUAUUCAUUCCACUUGUGUUUAAUUGUGAUUGUAUCUACUAUAUUGUUCCUUCUUUUAACUUAAGCGCUUUAUCCUGGUCAGGGUAAAGGUGCAUCCAGAGUCUAUCCCAGGGAAGCUGGUAGGGAAGCAGUUACUGGGUCGACCUAUUGGAUUUCUAUUUUAUGAUCUGUGGCCUUAUCCUUUUUGAUGUAUUUUUUCACAUAUAUUUACUAAUUCAAGUACAAUUUUUAUUUGAAGAGUUUUUUAACACCCAUAUUUUGCUGUGGCCUCAGAUAAUGUAGGCCUUUGCAAAUUAAGUUUGCAAGGCUGUGAAGGAAGUAAGACAGGGGUAACUGUAAAGAAAAAAAAUAAAAAUUACAGACAAUUUGGCACCCAAUAAAAUGUGUCUCUGGAAAUAGAAGUACUUUGCUUAAAAUGGCUGUAAUUCCUAAAUGGUAAAUGUCAUA
Molecule: messenger RNA, 2420 nt
Organism: Pangasianodon hypophthalmus (striped catfish)
Lineage: Eukaryota; Metazoa; Chordata; Actinopteri; Siluriformes; Pangasiidae
Product: olfactory receptor 51I1-like
Exons: 1
Coding region: 191-1129 (312 amino acids)
Biological process (GO): G protein-coupled receptor signaling pathway
Cellular component (GO): membrane
Molecular function (GO): olfactory receptor activity; G protein-coupled receptor activity
Source: RefSeq, a predicted model, not a curated record